AAAUGUCUUGCACGACGCGUCAAAGACUACCCUGACCUUGGUGGUUGUGCUCGAUUCCUUAAGCACCGCGUGAUGAGGGAGAUAGUAGUGUUCACACGAAUCGUCCACCGGCUCGGGUUAGACUUGAGCCGCCGUUCCACCGCUAGGAGACGACGAUCAGCGAUUGCUUUCGAUUCUCCUAAAACGAUAUUCGAAUUAGGAUUUUGUGGUAAACAGAUAGAGCGGGUUCGUCGAAGAUGGUCUCGCUCUCCCAGAACCGCGUCAAUAUGGCUUCCAACGGACUGUCGCUCGUUGCCAUAUUACACACCCGAUGUUGUUGAGACGAAUACGUUGUAUUUCCUGCUACCGCCCAUCCAAACUGCGUUUCUACCAACCAUGGCAGACCCGAACCGAGAGAUUGAUUACGUCCGGUAUGCAGCUCCCAGAACGUAUCGCCACCGAUGA
Molecule: messenger RNA, 444 nt
Organism: Anopheles merus
Lineage: Eukaryota; Metazoa; Arthropoda; Insecta; Diptera; Culicidae
Exons: 3
Coding region: 73-444 (123 amino acids)
Source: RefSeq, a predicted model, not a curated record